GGACUAUAAAGUCGGUGGCAUCUUGGGGGGAAGUAUCCAGUAAAGUCUGGACUUCGCCCAGAUAUCGGAGUGCCUGUAAGACAUGAAAUUUUUGAUUCCUACGAUAUUGUUUGGCCUACUGGCCACAGCGGCGUGCGAGAAGGGAACCACGAAGAACGUGGCAGCUCAAGAAUCUAACGUAGAAAAGAAGCAAGAGAAACGAGGACUCAGUCAUUUCGAGGGAGGCAUCGAAGGCGGUGACUACGGCGGAGGACAUGAGAUCGCUCUGUCAGGAGGCCAUGGCGGUGGAUACGAAGGAGGUGACUAUGGUGGUGGCUACGGCGGUGGUUCUGGUGGAGGCUAUGGUGGUGGCUACGACGAAGGUGCCAAAGUAAAGGAAGUCACGAUUGUAAAGAGCGUGAAGGUACCCUAUCCGGUCGAGAAGAAGGUCCACUAUCCAGUAGAGAAAGAAGUACCAUACCCAGUCAAGGUCCCCGUGCCACAACCGUACCCAGUGGAAAAGAAGAUUCCGGUACCAGUAAAGGUUCUGGUCAAAGUACCGGUACAUAUUCCACAACCCUAUCCCGUGGAGAAGAAGAUACCGUAUCCUGUCCAAAUACCCGUGGAAAGGCCAGUACCGUACAAAGUUUACGUGCCACAACCGUAUCCAGUGGAGAAGAAUGUACCUUACCCCGUGAAGGUACCUGUACCACAGCCUUACCCCGUUGAGAAGCCUGUACCAUACCCCGUGAAAGUUGUGGAACACGUUCCCCAGCCAUUCCCUGUCGACAAACCUGUACCGUACCCUGUGAAUGUGCCUAUUGACCGACCUUAUCCCGUUCACAUCCCGAAACCGUACCCAGUUCCGGUCGAGAAGCCAGUACCAGUGCCUGUCGAGAAGGCUGUACCUUAUCCAGUCAAGGUACCCGUAGAGAGACCAGUCGGAGUUCCCGUAGAAAAGCCGGUACCUGUCGAAGUUAAGGUACCCAUACCAGCGCCAUACCCAGUGGAGAAACAUGUACCGGUUCCUGUUGAAAAGCCUGUACCCUACGCGGUUAAAGUACCAGUCGAACGACCAGUAGCAGUUCAAGUCACGAAGCCAGUACCAGUGCCUGUCGCCAAACCUGUGCCCUAUCCAGUUAAGGUACCUGUACCUGUGUCGGUGCACAGCCACGGAGGAGGUUAUGAGUCUGGAGGUUACGAAUCUGGAGGUUACGAAUCUGGAGGUUAUGAAUCUGGUGGUGGCUACGAGUCUAGUUAUGGAGGGCAUUAGAAGAAUUAAGAUCGAAAGGUCGCCAUUGACACCUGGUAAUAUCGGCUCGACCGCCCAAAUUGUCGCGUCGCCUUGAUUUUCCCUUUUUGGAAAUUCCUUAGAAUUCAUUUUCGACGCGACGAGGGUAUAUUUAUUUUAAUUAUUUCUCAAAAAAUCAUUUCGCUGGGUUGAAGAACGAUUUAUAGAAGGAAUGAGUUGCGAAGUGGACGCUAGUUUUUGGGAGAAAGCGUUCUUCAGCCAGUGAUUCAUUCUAUUUAGAUCCUAGUGUUUUGAUAUCCUUUGAUACCUGAGUACCUAAGAAUACACAUAUUGUACAUGUACGAUGUAUUGUAUAAAGAUUCACGCGGCGUCCGUCGGCAGAGUGACUGAUUUGAGCUCAGCUUGUCGGACGCCCAUAUACCAUGUCUUU
Messenger RNA from Bombus pyrosoma, 1661 nucleotides. Its product is annotated as repetitive proline-rich cell wall protein 2-like. Bases 83 to 1252 code for a protein of 389 amino acids. NCBI's taxonomy places the organism in Eukaryota, Metazoa, Arthropoda, Insecta, Hymenoptera, Apidae. The record is from RefSeq and is a predicted model, not a curated record. The transcript has 2 exons.